GUGUGAGGAGAAAACUCACUCUUUGUUAUUUGGGUAUGACCAUUUGAUCAGCCAUGGAUGGAGAGGAGCUGCAUGCUUUUUUAUCGUCAUCAACAGCGGCUGCGGACAAACCCAUAGAAUCAUCAAUGAGAGGAGAAAAUAACUUCACAAAUGGACCCAAAUCAUCUGAAGUCAUAUGGUCAGACGCUGCGUGUCCACAAGGUGAAAGGUCACUGUCCGAGGACCAGCAUGUCACUGAGAGUAUGAGCAUCACCUCCACCGAUCAGGAGAAGCUGCUGCUCCUCAACAAGAACACAGAGCUCCGUAGAGUCAACAAAGAGCUAAUGAAGCUGAACGAGGAGUGGGACCAGAUGUACCGUGGAACCACGCAGAGGCUGCAACACAGGCUGGUGACUUUGGAGCAGGAAAACACCACCCUCAAAGACCUAAACAGCAAACUGCUGCUUAAAGCAGAGAACCAGAAGAGUGCAAAGUCCUACUACGAGCAGGCAUUCAUGCUGGAGUUGAAGAAGAACCAAGAACUCCAAGAAUAUAUCAGACUGCAGGAGAGCAGAAUAGACCAGCAACCCAUCCAAAAGUGCAACGUCCGGGCAAACAACCCCGAUCCCUCAUCUUCAAGCUCCCCCUCAACGUACGUGCCCCCAGCGUCUUCCAGGCUGGAUGUGCUGCUGCAGGGCAAACACCCCAAUCGCGGCCCCCAGCAAGAGGGGCAGGAUCUAAAAGACGGGUGUCUGAUGGAGAACAACCACAAAUACGCCCUGCAGGACAACCGCCGACUGAGAAGGAAGAGAGAGGAGAUGCGCCAACAAGUGGAACUACUGAAAGAGCAGCUCAAAGUGUAUGAGGAAGACUUCCGACGUGAGCGCUCUGACAAACAGAUGCUGCAGAGGCUGCUGUUGAAAAAAACACCUGCUAACUGGGAACCGGCGAGAGUGCAUCGCUGCAAUAACUAAUUGCAGCCACAAGAGGGAGACAAAUGGCCGCCCUACGAAGCGAGAAUGAAGUAGCGCCACCCUCUCUUUUCUCCAGCAUCCAAACGGGAAUAUACACUGGUGGCACUCACUCAUUUUUUGCAUUUAUUAUUUAUCAAACUCAAGUAAGAUUAAAAGAUAACGAAAACAUAUUUUUCACACAUGAAUGAACACUUUUAUAUCCUGCUAUAUGCUAACUUUGUUGUCUGAAUGUA
Doryrhamphus excisus (bluestripe pipefish) is the source of this 1186-nucleotide messenger RNA. RefSeq lists its product as uncharacterized. Gene Ontology annotation, biological process: cellular response to lipopolysaccharide; regulation of transcription by RNA polymerase II. Lineage: Eukaryota; Metazoa; Chordata; Actinopteri; Syngnathiformes; Syngnathidae. The record is from RefSeq and is a predicted model, not a curated record.